This is a messenger RNA of Colias croceus (clouded yellow), 1203 nucleotides long. RefSeq lists its product as uncharacterized. Gene Ontology annotation, biological process: sensory perception of smell; detection of chemical stimulus involved in sensory perception of smell. Gene Ontology annotation, molecular function: olfactory receptor activity; odorant binding. The transcript is spliced from 6 exons. The coding region runs from base 1 to 1203 and encodes 400 amino acids. The record is from RefSeq and is a predicted model, not a curated record. NCBI's taxonomy places the organism in Eukaryota, Metazoa, Arthropoda, Insecta, Lepidoptera, Pieridae. Gene Ontology annotation, cellular component: plasma membrane.
AUGAAGAAUUAUUAUAUACUUAAAACAUUUUGUAGGAAAAUAUUCCUCGUGGGUUCUGGGAAUUUUUGGUAUGAGAAUGGGGAAAUAGGAGAUGAUUCCGUUAUUUACUAUAGACUGUUUACUCUAAUGUUAUUCCUAGCAUAUGGUUCUAUGACGGCAUUAGAGAUAAUGGCGGCUUUAGUUGGCGACUUUCCGGAAGAUGAAAAAAGUGAUUCAAUAACAUUUUCUGUUAGUCACGCAAUUGUGAUGAUAAAAAUUUUCUCUGUAUUACUUAAUAAAAAUUUGAUAAAGAAGUUGAUGUACGACAUGAUACGAGUAUGUGAGUUACACGAGAAAGAUUCUCUUAUGGCAGAAAAAUACAGAAUAAUGAAGAUAAACAUUAUAGCGUAUACUGGUACGGUAUAUGGCUCGGCUGCUUGUUUUGUGUUUGAAGGAUUACGAAAAGUAUACGAAGGAUCCCACUUUGUCACUGUCGUCACAUAUUAUCCAACAUUUACCGAUAACUCAGUGAUGGCAAACAUAAUCAGAAUAUUAACUACUAUUACCCUAUUCGUGAUGUUGAUGAGCAUGAUAAUAACUGUAGACGGCUUUACAAUGGCUAAUCUGAUAAUGUAUAAGUACAAGUUUAUUACAUUGAGACAUUAUUUUGAAGACUUACGAGAUGAGGUAGAAAGGAUCUGUGAAAUGGGCAAUUCUGAGAUGGCGGCGGAAAAGUUGAGAAAUGGACUUAUAGAAGGCAUUAUUAUGCAUAAGGAACUUUUGAGGUUAGGAAAGGAAAUUGUUAAAGCCUUUGGUAAUGUAAUGGCAUGCCAGCUAUGCCAGAGCUCAGGAUCUGCUGUGUCACUUUUGCUUCAAAUUGCGGUUUCAGAAGAUUUAACAUUUGUUGCAAGUCUCAAGAUAAUUUUCUUUGUCGCUGCUUUAUUUUUGUUGCUCGGUCUUUUCCUAUGUAAUGCAGGAGAGAUAACGUAUCAGGCGUCGUUGCUAUCAGACUCAAUUUUCUAUUGUGGCUGGCAUCUCUUUCCCGCACACUUGCCGCGAGGUUGUCAUCUCCGCAAGAUUGUCUCGAUCGCAUGUGUUCAAGCACAGCGUCCUCCGAUAAUGAAAGCUUUUAAAAUGCUAGAACUAACGUAUGCGACGUUUCUUUUGGUCGUUAGAGGAACGUAUUCAGUUUUCGCAUUAUUUUAUGCACAUCAAGAAAAGUAA